AUGCCAUCCUCAACCUCAUCACGCACCUACUCCCUCCUCGAACCCCACCCACACGCCACACCCCGAGCCUACCUCGCCACCGGCCGCGGCGGCGCCGGCAACUACACGCGCGCUCCCUCGAACCUCACCUCAGGCGCCACCGCCCAAGGUCCCCCCUCACGCAUCCACCUCUCUUCCAUCAGCAGCGCGGCCCCUCGCUCACCGUCAACAUCAGACGCUUCCACCACGGGCUCAUCCAAGUCCCGCUCCUCCUCGUCCACGUCGGGGGGCUUCCACUCCGGCCGCGGCGGCGCCGGCAACGUCCACCCGUCGACCGAGCGCGCCAUCUUCUCCUUUGACGAAGAGCUCGAGCGGCAGAUGGGCCAGGAGCGGCGGGCGGCACCCGUGUACCAUGUCGGUCGUGGCGGUGCCGGCAACGUCUAUGCCAGCAGUGGUGGUGCCGUGACGGCGUAUCCCAAAGCUGGUCGGAGGAGCGGCUCGGAGAGCGAGGGCGAUGACCGCAGGAGUGAGAAGUCGGUUGGGUCGGUGGAUAGUGGGGCGGAUGUGGCGACGAGGGCCGUGGGGAGGGCGUGGAAGAAGAUGGUUGGUGGGCAUUGA
Messenger RNA from Cyphellophora europaea CBS 101466, 597 nucleotides. RefSeq lists its product as uncharacterized. The coding region runs from base 1 to 597 and encodes 198 amino acids. The record is from RefSeq and is a predicted model, not a curated record. The transcript has a single exon. Lineage: Eukaryota; Fungi; Ascomycota; Eurotiomycetes; Chaetothyriales; Cyphellophoraceae.